Rotaria sp. Silwood2 is the source of this 1005-nucleotide messenger RNA. NCBI's taxonomy places the organism in Eukaryota, Metazoa, Rotifera, Eurotatoria, Philodinida, Philodinidae. The record is from the annotation of a GenBank genome assembly.
AUGUUUGCGAUAUUAGAUAAUACACGAGAUUCUGUCGCAACAAGACAAAAUUUACUUGAAUCUCUAUUACGUGAAUGUCAACAAACAACUCAGCCGUUCCUUAAUCAAUUAAUUGAAUAUUAUUUUCAAACAGAAUCACUAAAUGCUCUUCUAUUAAUUAAACAAUUCAAUGAAACAGGAAAAGAACAAUCUAAAAUAUUGAUUGAACAUUUAAAUACACAAGGUUUAAAACAAUGUAAUCGUCAUUCCAGUAGUAGUGUUAGUAGUGAAUUACAUUCACAUGAAGAACAAGAAAAAGUCGCUCAUAUUAUGAAAGUCUUUCGUAUUUUAUGUCUAAUUAUUCACAGUCAAGUAUCUGGAUUACCAGCACUUAUUAAAGAUAGUGUAGUACUUCCAAAUUGUCUCAAUGCAAUUAUGAAGUGUAAAGAUGAUCCAAAUGUCUUAGCACAAGCCUGUUAUUUUUUUGCUGCCUUAACUGCAACUUUACCUGGUGAAAUUGUUCAACAAACAGAAUCAAUUCUGAAUAUAUUUAAAGCAACAUGCAAAUAUCUUUUUAAACAUUUAGCAGCACUUCGGCAAUUGUCAAUUCAAACAAAUUCUCAUUCUCUUGAAAAUGUUCAAUUAUGGAUUGUAAAUCAAUCAGCACAUGCAUUAUUUUAUACACUUUAUACAGUAUAUCCAUGCAAUUUUUUAAAUCAUAUUCAACGUGAAUUUCAACGAAAUGAAAAUCUUGAUUUAUUUGAAUAUAUAUUUAUGCCUAUGUUUCAACGUGUUCGUUUUAAUCCACGUCUUAUUGAUAGUGAUCGUAAACGUGAAGUAGAAAAAGUCAAGCGUUUGAGACAAUAUUCAUGUAAUAUUAUUUAUGAAGCACGAAAACUUUCACUUGAUCCAUUAUUUGGAAGAGAAUCACCAGCAACUCAUAAUUGGAUGCAUCAAGAAAUGAAAAGAAUUUUACCUUUUUAUAAUUUUAAACGUACGAAUAUUAAAGAACACAAUACAUCUUAA